AUGAAGGUGGUCUUCGGAGAGCGCUCAACAGGAGAAAGCACAAAAGCCAUGGUCGCCGGCAGUCAAGCAGCAGCGGCUUGGAGUGGAGAAGUGAUUGAGGACGAGGAGGCCGAUCUACUGUGGGAACUGGAUGAUGAAGAGGAAACAGCAAGCUCAUCUAGAGGUUUGUUGAUGUAUGGUAACGUGGAAGUGUUCAAAGAGCAGGCUGAAAACUUGAACAGAGUGCAAGAAAGUUCGGUUGAGAACGAUGUUGGAUGUGGAAAUGGUUCAACAGAGGAGUGUAUUAGUCUCCUUAAUAUCUGGAGACGUGAGAAGGACAAGUUCAAGAAGUCUGGUCCCAGUGUUUACACCAAAGAUAGAUGUAGCGCAGGAGUGGGGAGUUCGAAAUUUCCAGCUACACUUCGAACUGCGUUAACCUCGAAUGAAGAGCAGGCUAAUGAUGCUGUGAAAGUCCUGGUGGAGUUUCUUGGGAAAGCUAAAAAGGAGAAAACUUUCAAGCAACAACUGUGCUAUGCGGCGCUCGCUACACCUAAUCUUAACAAGUUUUUUGAUAUGGUGAGUAGUUGGUGA
Haemonchus placei is the source of this 570-nucleotide messenger RNA. The record is from the annotation of a GenBank genome assembly. Lineage: Eukaryota; Metazoa; Nematoda; Chromadorea; Rhabditida; Trichostrongylidae.